Periconia digitata is the source of this 1519-nucleotide messenger RNA. NCBI's taxonomy places the organism in Eukaryota, Fungi, Ascomycota, Dothideomycetes, Pleosporales, Periconiaceae. The record is from the annotation of a GenBank genome assembly.
ACACCAUGUUUUCAACUCACUGGGACGAAUCUCAUUAUACCUCAUUUCUGCUAUGGGAUAUCGAACGGGAGUUUGAGAAUGCCCAUCAGGCGUACCAGCGAUGGUUGACCAAAACUCUCCGGAGGAAAACACCGUGGAGCUGCAUUGCCCGAAGCAACAAGGCGGAUCCACUGGAAAAAGCACUCAGUUUAGGAGUCCAUGUCACGAAAGCCAUCAAGGAUGGGAAGGAUGGACUGGGAUCAAGUUUCGAAAGAGGUGAUUCAACAUGCCACACCGUCCUCUCCGCCCAACUCAUCCGCCUCCAACACGAAGUCAACGUACCACUCCAAGAUUGCCUAGAAUCCCGCAUCUCAAUCUCCCACAUCUCCCUUCCCUACGACGACAUUCUCCGCGCAGCAAAAGGCAUCCGCCGUGCCUGUCUCAACGCCCUCCGCGACCAAGCCGCCCGUCUAACGUCCAGCCGCAACAGCCUCUGCCUCCCUCCCCCACGCUUCUCCGUAUCCUUCUGUCCCUACGCAAUCCAACUCCAAACCGACCACCGACAGCGCCACCGCAGCACCAUCAACGCCCGCAAAGUCCGCCCCAGCGACCCCCACGACGACCGCGAGCACUGUCCCGGCUGCAACGUGCACAUCGCCGUGUCAGCGCAUUCAGGGCUCCCAAGCUACCGCCGUCUCCUCUUCGCAUCGCACACCUCCCAACCCCCUACCCCCACCUCCUCCAAGACGGAAAACAGAGCAACUUUUGCAUGCUCGAGCUGCUACAAAACUUUCGACGAAUCCUACGUUUUCCUAGACCACAUUUUCCAGAAGGAAAUUGGAACCGAGAGGUCGUGUUUGAAACGGUGGAGCACAUCGAGCACAUCCACACGAUCCAGCUUGACGUCGAAGUCCACGGAUCACAGUGUAUUGGCUGUCGACAGCGAUCCUGCGCUUGUGGAGAAGUGUCUGAGGAAUUGUCUGCAGAGGGAGCUUACGAGAUCGAGGGCUAUGAAGAAGAGUAUCGAGUUGCUCAGGGACGCUGCGUUACCUCCUCUUCCGCCACCCAAGGACGAGGAAGGGGGAGGAAGAGGGGUGCUGAGAUAUUAUGAACAGCCUCAGCUCUUGCUGAAUCAACCGCAGGAUUCGGGGUUUUGGGGGAGUAAAUUGAGGAAACCGAUGAGGUUACAUCGGAGUAUUCCUUCGAAUUCGCCGUACUAACGCAACGACGAUAUGAUGAAUGGGGGUAUGACCAGUGAGGUGGGGGACGGCGAGUCAAUGAACUCAUCUAAUAAUGUCUAAUGUGAAGCUGGCGAUACUCCUUGUUCCCAGUCUGCUCUGUCAGAGGACGACACGAGAUACCCAACAUCCAAACCGAAGUCUGUGAUUGCAUCAUCUACUCAAAUGACGAACUCUCUCUAUAUAAAAUUCCCCGACCCUUAACCCUAACAACAUCCCCCAACCCCCAAAAAUCCAUGUGCAAAUCAUCCGCUCCACCCGACUCCCUUAUGCAUUCUCUCUCGUCACCGCCCUCCCUCACC